AUGCAAAUGGAAACAUGGCGGAAACGAGGGUUUGUCCCAGAUUCAGACGACGAGGACGAACUCGAUAGCCUCGAAACCAAAGAUGAGGUGGUCAACAAUGCCGGGGAUACUGGUGAUGUGAACGAUGCCAGUGAUUCCGAUGUCGAUCUCGAGUAUCUGCCAGAGCCCUUCCAUGAAGUUCAACCGCUUCCGACAUCAACAAAUGCAACCGAGUCACAUGCAUCACUCGGACACCCUAUAGACACGGACAUCGAUGCGAUAACAAUCUCCGACACGGAGACGGUAAAAGCUGGGAAAACGGAGCUAGCGACUAGCCCUACGACCGAAGGAGUCUACACAGGAAAUUUAGAUUCGCAACCCAAGGACUUGGUGGGAAAUCUCAACGAUUGGACAAGGACAAGCAUCCCUUCUUUCGAUAAUCACACAACCAGACCACGCCGGGCAGGACUGAAAAAGUAUGGGAAACGGUUUUCAACUACGAAAUCGACGAAUUUACAUCCUGGCAGUGUGCACGAUGGACACGAUUUAUAUGAUAUUCCUAAUUCGUCACCACCCGUGUCUACACGCAAACCAAGGGACCAUGAUCGCGAGCCGACACCCAAGGCCUCCCCAAGCACAAAUCUUUCUCGACCCUCCGCAGUUGUAUCAACCAAUUCACAGGAGCCAAGCGGUUUUAGUGAAAAUCGAAGCUCAUCACCUGGCGUGCUAAACCUAGAGGCACAACCUGCCGCCGAACUGUCCAGAAUCAAUAAGCUUCAGAAUGAAUCCGCAUUGGAGCAAGAAAACUCUGACACUGAUUCGCCAUUAUCGUCGGCCCCGUCAUCACCGCAAUUGCCUGAUUUCGAGGCAUCACAAGAGCUUGGUACGAUUGAUGUUGGACCUCAACAUGAACCUCUGGAGCGGUUCCCGCCUGAAAUCACCCGGGAGCUUGAAAACCAGAUGGAGGCUCGGCCUGCGCAAAGGCGCUUCCGACAGCGCAAUGCCGCUCAAAUGCACCCUUAUGUCUAUGAACUGGCUAGGUAUAAUGCGCAGCUCAAGGGAGCUGGCUAUAAGUUACAACGAAUGCGCGUUGAAGAGCGGACAAAACGUGCUCAGCAAACCACAGAUCAAACCAACGAGCAUGAUGAGUUUAACCCCGAUUCGAUUCGUUCAAGCCCUCCCCCAGAAGAGUACAUCUCUCCUGCAAGAAGAUCUAAACGCCGUCAAGAUGAAGAAGCAGAAGGGAGCGAACAACAUAGCCACAAAAAACCUCGCACCAUGGCUCCAAAGACUCCUGCACCCAAACGGGGAAAAUCAGCUUCUGGCGCGUCGCACGACGCUGGCAAAGAGGGACGCCAAAUGCUUCAAGUGGUGAUAAGAACACCUUCGACUCCUCGCCCCGAUACAUCAGCGCUCGAUGCAAUCUGGCAAUUUUCAUCAUCAAGCCCAGAACCAGAUGCGGCGGGGGGCUCAGACACCACUCCAAAGCCCCGUUUCCGAUAUCCUCCCGGGUUCGGUUCGUCGCCUAUAGACCCAGACGCAGCUGUCCAAUCGAAACCGGAUACCCCACAAGUCGAUCAACCUGUUGUUCAACCUGUUGUUCAACCUGUUGUUGAAGAAAUUGACUCUGAUACCAGUUUUGAAAACAAUGAGGAUUCGGACUCAUCCCACUCGUCCGGAGAACUGGAUGAAUCCAUCGAAGCUCGUGAGAUGCGAAAGUAUCAACGUAAAACCCGCGGAGUCCUUCCUGCUUCAUAUUUUCGCCUUACACAUAAUGCAUCGACACGAGAAAAGAACAAACAACGCAAUCAACCUCACCAAAAUGCACCUGCCCAUCGAACAGAUGGUAAAGGGGUUGCAAGGAAGAUUGUUCGAAAACAGGGACCGUUUGAGAUAGGAAACUUUCUAAAGGAUUUGGCGGACUCUGAUGAUAGUGACGACGAGACGAGAAAUGAUAAUCUCGAAGCUUUCGAGCAAAAUAACGCCGACAAGGAUAUUGCUCAGGAAUUCACGAAUCCCUUCGGCGGCGAUGAUCAAGAUAUCUUGGAGGGCAACGAGGUCGACUACAUGCUCUCGGCCAUUCCACGCAAUGCCUCAAGCUCAAAUCGCCAAAAAGGACUGAAACGGCCAAAGUCGAAAGAAAAGGUCAACCACAAUGAACGGCAAACAAAGCGAGCUCGUUUAAAAAAGCAAACCAGACUCACUGACGCUUCAUACGGAGGAACCCGUAAGAAAAAAUCAUCCAAAACGUCCGUGCCAAAACCAGCAUCAAAGUCAGCAUCGAGAUCAACAAGAUUGGGCAUCCUUGAUGCACCUGAUGUUGUCUCUCGGCCCCACCAGGAGCAACCCCAAUUCCUCAGGAUUGCCGCGAGGGGUGCUCGCUCACGUCGAGAUGCAGGAAGACAAAGCCCAACUCGCAAGUUUUUCCAGCUAGGCUCAAAAACCGACACGUUGGAUGUGAACCAGUCAUUACAGGAAUGGAAAAAGGGAAAGAUUCGACAGUCCAAGACCCCUCGACCCAAACCUAAGCCUCGCAAGCAGCAACCACUCACAAACUUUUUGACUGGAGUUCAUCGAGCAGUGCCAUCUGUCCCAAGAACCCGGGUUUCAGAUCACACUCCUACCGCACCUCCUGAUAUUGUUAUGUUAGACGAUGAAGAUUCCACCGGCGAACAAAAUGCCUCAGCAGGGAUAACAGCUCCAUGGCCCACACCAUUUGCGCAGGAACGUAAUAAAGCAUCUGUGCAGCCGAAGCAACCAGAGAGGCAAGGAAACCACUGGAUUGUCCGCAGAAAUGUUGUGGUUUCAUCUUUGAGAAGGAACACUCCUCGCCCAGACGCGGCAAGCUUAGUAGAAGCUGAUGGGAGCCAAGCUACAUCUGCAGCAUUAUUCAAUCGAUCAUUGUCCUUGCUCAACCGGGACUAUCGGCAAAAAACCAAGGAUCAGCCCUUCAAAUCCAACCUGCCUCUGAACCGGUACAUUUCUAGUGCUGGAUCUUUGGACAGCCUUUAUAAAACUCGACCAAAGCCAGCGCAAACGACGCAAGUGCAACAGUAUGCCAGCUACCAGCCGACAAUAAUUGAGCAUCAGAAUCACCGCCAUCGCUUAAAGAAGUCUACGCCACGUCGAAUCAAUCUCGAUGCCGAUGAAUUCCGCCAGUUUGAAGAGCCAGCCGAUAAUGUGGAAUUUCUUCCCCUUGCGCCUGCCGCACCAUCACAUCAUUUGUCGUUUGGUGCAGGGGGACUCUUCAACUGGCAAUCGUCAUACUCACCAGAUUUUGGUAUAGGGCCCUUGCCAGCUGGUACAUUCUUCCAUGAAUCUUCCUUCCUAGGAAGUGGUACUUUCUCUCGAUCACUACAGCUCAGAAAGCGAGACCUUGAUUGUGAGACAAAUCCAUCUUCAAUCGCCUUCAAGGACCAGACAUUCCGCUGGGGCGCUUGGAAUGAUGCAGUUGCCUCACAGAUGGGGUUUAUCUUUGACAUGAUGAUUAUUGAGUCCGAGAAAUGUAUUGCCUCCUCCGCAGAAAGGGAUACGGACCUUUCAUUAACCUCUGAAUGUAUCGCAUUUCGGUCGUUGAUCAAAUAUGUGGCCGACAACUUGUCUUUCAUUGAUCCCGUUGAUCGAGAAAGCUUUGUCAAGCGAGCGAUGGGGCUGGUAUCUCGACUCAGGGAAACAAUGGCUGCGUUCGUCUCUACUAGGGAGUGCAGCAAGAGUGGCCUAGUGGCGUUGGGGUCUUACAAUCUUGUAUUUGCAAAUGAAAUACACCAGGUUUCCUCACACCCACUUGUUGGCACCGAUCUUGCCACCGAUACUCUAAAUCUGGUCAAAGCCUGUGCCAAAGAUGCGAUUUCACUGACUUUGAGUGAAACCGGAAUCGCAGAGCUUCGUCGUUUGUUGGAAGAGAUCAAAAGCCUUGACCGGCGGGACAGAGGGAUUUUCGAUGACUUUCCAUCCGCAACUACGUUUGUUGUUACCGUGCAGAUUUUGCGCAGCUCGGAGUCUUUUAAUGGAUUACUUGCUGACCUAGAAACUGAGAUCUAUACCAAUUGCCUUCUUCGGAAUCAAAAAGAUAUCACGAAUCUGGAAUUUGCAUGGUACAGUUUGUUCACGACUUUGCCACUGAACGAGAUCAACGACCAAGGCAUUGCGCGGAGUGAAACCCUGUAUAAGACAAAGAAUGAUAACUGGAGCCUCGUGAAAAAAUUUCUGUCUCCUGCCUUGGAUAGCUGUGAAGCGAGUUCUGCCACCCAGCCCAUAUCUUACAACUCGUACUGUCGCACCGUCUUUCAGCGGUGCCAUCGGCUUAUCAAUUUAUGGGGAUGGAGAGACUGCAAGCCCAUUCUCGACACUCUUUACGAUUUCUUUGCUCGCAAACUUCUGCACAAUUUGAAGCUCGAGGAAAGCCGUACAUCUCCCAGCUUCCUCGAUGACCUCGACAAGAAACCAUCUUUGGACAUUCGAGUAGGAGAGCCAUGCUUCCACACCCUGCUAAAAACCAUUGCAAGUGGCCUUCGCUUCCUGUCUGUGAAGUACGACAAGAAAAAGCUUCGCAAUUUUGCUUGGCGUCUUCUUCCAAACAAUGGUUACGACUACCCCAUGGAUAUGGAACUGCUCGAAGAUGACCUGGCUGCGCUCAGAAAUCAUCAUGAUCUUCUGUGCACACUGUACUGGGCUGUCCCGGAUGGUUGUCGACCUCGGCUGGAGGCAAUCCGCAACCUCGUUCAUCCUGCAACGUCUCACCGAGCAACGUGCAAGAUCAACCUCAAGUCGUGGUUGAGGCUCGUUCGAUUCAAGCUGUCUACGGAUGAGGAUCUGUCAGACCUGGAGUCAUUUGCAGAAUGGAACGACCAUUUCAUAACAGAGCUUGCGCAAAAGCAUUCAGAUGUUCGGAACGAAAUCGAGGCGCAAAAUCAAAAUGACGAGUUCGCUUUGAAACAGGUGGAGAGCAUUAUCUCCAAAAACAAGCGACAGAUCGAGAUAUCGCUGAAUAUGGCUAUCUCGGGGCUACGUUCUGCCGUUGACUUUGCUCCGUCUAUCAAACAUGCGUACAGAUUAAUUUCGAAGACCCCGUUCAAUGUUAUCAUGCACCUAUUUGACGGAAAGCGGGAACGUGUGAACGAUACGGUUGCCGAAGGCCUACAAGUGAUAGCAGCUUAUGUUGAAAAGGAUUAUGUCUCGUCUCUUGCAAUUGGCCCCGUUCCUGCCGCCACGGCUUCAUUUGAGGAUGACAGUCAGGAGUUCGAGGGGUUUGAUGACUGGGAUGAUCUUGGUGCUGUUUUGGUCCCUCAAGAGAAACCGACAGAAGAGAUCAAACAUGUUCAAACGGUCCUUCGUCCGAUUGUUUUCCAAGUUGUUUCCAACUACUUUGGCCAAGAAAGGUCACCCGAGGAUCCGAUUCUUCUGGCCGUUGUCGAUUGCUGGGCCUCAGUUGCUCAUAUGCUUGUUCGUCGUGGGAUGCAACAUUGGGACGAUUAUCUCAGUCCAUUUGGAAGUCAUUCUUGGUCGGAGCUUCGGCAAACAUUGCAGACUCGAAAGUAUACGGCCUAUUUUCUGGCUGUCUGCAUCGAGAAAGACCCACAGAUUCUCAUGGAGAGUCGAAACCUUGUCAUGGAAACAUGGAUCUCGUCCCUGGUCGAGCGCUCGUCAAUCCUCAAAUUCCAACAUCGCCUCACUGCCGCAGUCCUUAAUGGACGUCCCCAGGAUCCUAUGCUUCAAAACCUUCCAUUCACGACAAGUAAGCAAGGUGAGAAGUACAGCAUAACUCUAAACGACGUCGCCCAAAGACGUGUCUCGCUUCUCUCGAGCCUUCUCUCAAAUAUGCGCGAGCAUGUGCUGAAAUUGGAGGAUUCAGAGAGCCAGGACUUGUUUGUCACGAAACGAGAGUACUCAGAACUGCUUCAACGGUUAAUGACCGCCAUGAAAGUCAAUUAUUGCGAACUUGGAAGAGGUGAUGCGGAGUCUGCCCAGGGUGCAUAUGUUGAAUUUGUGCAUCAUAUCAUUCGAUUUCUGCAGGAGCUUACCAGUGACAUCAAACCUGUGGAUCCAUUCUUCACGGAUCCCACUUUGUUCCCGUUGCCAACCACCGACCCGCGGUACAUUGUUGCAAAGUUGAAACGCUACGAACCUAAGCUCUCCUCUCACAAGGAAGUCCAGACUUUGAAUAUUUUCAUUCAAAGUAUUGUUGAGAGGGCAACCGUCGAGCGUCAGCAGAGUCAACUAGUUGACCAGCUGCACGCUGCUAUCAAAAAUACUCAUGAGGCCGGGCGGCCUGACAAACCUACUCUCCGUGCUGUCCUUUUACAGUGUGUGUUCCCAGCAUACAUUGAACUGGCCUUCAGUACUCCUGCCGCUUGGCUUCUGAGUCGCCCUAUCAUAUUGAGUACCUCGCUUUUGUUCCAAGAUUUGCUAUUCAACCUGAAUACCCAUGAUUCGGCAUGUGUGUCUUCUUUGCUGGGAAUAUUUGAUACUGUUUUUCAGGCAUCAUACCGUGCGCUCCGGCCUUUAGCCACAUAUCCACAACGGUUCAAAGACCCUGUCAUCUUGUCUUUGUUUGCAGAAAUCCUUCAGAUGAUUUCCUCUUCGCUUGUUGUGGUUGACUAUAUCGAUCGCGUCGCUGAUGCCGCGAGAGGUCUCAUCUCCUACAUUCUAUGGUUCCGCGAUCUCUCCACGGCAGUAUCAUCGGAAUUGAACAAUUCUGAGCCAGGUACAGCGUCUGACGCAAGUAUCGCUGCCAUUCCAAACCCAAACCAGGUCCUGAGUGACUCUGCUGCUGAAUUGCCGCAACAUCUUGCCACAGGGCGACGUGUUGCUUUCGAGGAUCAUCAGUCUUACCUCAGAAUCUGGACUCUUCAUAAUGGAAAAUACUACUACACUCGUCAGGGCCAUGACUCCAAGGAGGUGCCUUUGGAUCCUGGCGUCUUUGCGACCAUUCAAUUUGAGGCUGCAGCGAAGAGAUUCCAGGACGCAAGCGCCAAGCUUUCAUAUUCGGUGGACCAUUAUGAAUUUUUUCUCGAGUAG
Penicillium verhagenii is the source of this 6996-nucleotide messenger RNA. RefSeq lists its product as uncharacterized. The transcript has a single exon. NCBI's taxonomy places the organism in Eukaryota, Fungi, Ascomycota, Eurotiomycetes, Eurotiales, Aspergillaceae. Gene Ontology annotation, biological process: replication fork processing; double-strand break repair via homologous recombination. Gene Ontology annotation, cellular component: Cul8-RING ubiquitin ligase complex; nucleus. The record is from RefSeq and is a predicted model, not a curated record. The coding region runs from base 1 to 6996 and encodes 2331 amino acids.